Kwoniella botswanensis is the source of this 2160-nucleotide messenger RNA. RefSeq lists its product as uncharacterized. Gene Ontology annotation, molecular function: alpha-1,2-mannosyltransferase activity. Lineage: Eukaryota; Fungi; Basidiomycota; Tremellomycetes; Tremellales; Cryptococcaceae. The transcript has 7 exons. Bases 1 to 2160 code for a protein of 719 amino acids. The record is from RefSeq and is a predicted model, not a curated record. Gene Ontology annotation, biological process: mannan biosynthetic process. Gene Ontology annotation, cellular component: Golgi apparatus.
AUGCCCUCUCCAACACCUAAACCGAAAUUGCAUAUCCCCCUAGCUGAAAAAUCCUCUCCAUUCUUCUCCAAACCCUAUAACCCCUCACAAUUAUCGCCCAUCCCAGAUAACUCGCCAGAAACCAAAUCGAACUUACAUUCUGACUCGCCACAGGAUAGUUCCGAAGGUGGAGAUGCAGAUUGUCAAACACCCCUUUUACCUCCUAGUCCAGGUAAUUUAGAGAAUGGUGGUAUGGGUAGUUAUCCAUUCCCAUCUUAUCAGUAUGGUGGAUUGACAAGGUUGAAGAUCGCUUUGAGAAAAGGUUUACCAAGUAGUUUGAUAAGAAGGGUGCUACUAUUGAUAUUGGUUGUGGGAUUGAUGGUUUUGGGUCUACAUCAUUCAGAUGUUAGGCAAAUGGCCCUCUCUUCUUCUUAUUCCUCUUCGCGAAUACCCAACUCUGACGAUCUGUCGACAAACGACGAUCUAUCCAAACCUUACAAACCUAAAAGACCCUUUAAAUACCCAUUCAAGCUAUCCACUCCGUCCGGAGUCAAACACAAGUCCAUAUAUUCCAAUGCUGCCUCCGAAGGUAAGAGGGAGAUCGAUAUAGCUUCGGACCCUCUACCACUCACUGCGAGUCUAAGACAAAGACUGGAUGCAUGGAGAGACGCUCCAGGUGGAAGAGGUGAGGUGGAAGGUGAAGUAGAACAUGGUGGUUUCGUUCAAUGGAAUUUGGAACAAUGCGAUACGAUCGAUCAACAACACAACACUCACAUGAUCCAGCAUUCCGCCAAUAUCUGGGCAUCGGUCAACCGAACUUCCCUCCAUGACUAUAGGAUGAAUUUGAUAAAUCACAUGGAGGGAGUGUUGGAAUCGGGUGAACAUGAGAAUUACGGAGAAGGUAGAGGUAUAGUAAUGGUUGCUGGAAAUGCCGAUACUUUACAAAGAGUUAAAUGGAGUUUGGGUAUGUUGAGGAGUUAUGGUAGUGAAUUACCUGUACAGAUUUACCAUUUCCCAAGUGAACGACCUAACGACGAUGAUCCUAUCCGAGACGAAUUGAAAGAAUUGGGUGCAGAACUGGUAGAAGCGCUGGGACAGACCAGAGAUGCGAAAAAGAACAAAUCAUAUCAUCUCAAAGCUCUCGCAGUGGUACAGAGUCCUUUCAGAGAAGUCUUGUACCUUGACUCCGAUUCGAUACCCACACGUGAUCCGGCGUACAUGUUCGAUGCGCCCAAUUACCAGCGAUUGGGUAUAUGGGCGACCCCAGAUUAUUGGAAGACUUCCGCGAAUAAUCCCAUCUGGUCAAUUAUCGGUGUGAAAUGCAGGAAUGAAUGGGAAAUGGAAACUGGUCAGAUGUUUGUCGAUAAGAAAUUACAUCUGGACGUUUUCUUAUUGAUCAAGUAUAUGUUGGAGAAUCAUGAGUUUUGGUUCUACUUCUCUGACGGUGACAAAGAUAUAUUCCGUUGGGCUCUCUUGGCAUUGAGAAAGCGAUGGGCCGUCCCCGGUCGAUGGGUCGGAGCAGCCGCUCUGCCAUCCGGUACAGCGUCAGGCGACUUCUGCUCUCAUACGAUGCUUCAACAUGAUUCAUGGGGUGAACCUCUCUUCGUACAUUACAAUCUCCUCAAGCAGAUCCCUUCAGGUGUAGGUCGAGGAUUCUCAUGGGGUAGGACUAAACAAUUACCGUUAUUCAACACUUGGCCUGCCACACCCUCCACAGCGAGGUUGGACGAGCCUUCGCGCAAACCCGCCGACGACAAUAAACCCGGAUUGGGCGAUGUCGAUUGUGAUAUGCUUGCGGAUGCUCAGGAAGAUGGAUCUGCAAGAGCACCCGCAAAGGAGAUGAUCAUGCGCCGAGCGGCCAGAGAGAGAGGUGUUAAAGUCAAAUAUCAUGGUGGAUGGAUAUCUGCUUUGUGUAUCGACCUGGAAUAUAUCGAUCCAAGACCUGAGGAACGUAAAGAAGCAGAUGCCGAAAGAAAAGCGAUCUUAGAAGCACAAAACCCGUCGUCGGAAGAUACACCUAAAUCGGAAGGGUCGGAGGAAGAAGAGUUUGUCGGGACAAUUUACCCAGAUUGGGAGCAGAGUCCUAUAGAAGUUGUCCAAUGGAAGGAUGAUGUCAAUCUAGUGGAUUUCGAGAGGAAGAUAUAUGAUCUCGGGUUUAAACCUAGCGGACCUGGGUUUUAA